Messenger RNA from Drosophila willistoni, 3593 nucleotides. It is a transcript of the gene GCC185, whose product is annotated as GRIP and coiled-coil domain-containing protein 2. The transcript is spliced from 5 exons. Bases 158 to 3523 code for a protein of 1121 amino acids. Lineage: Eukaryota; Metazoa; Arthropoda; Insecta; Diptera; Drosophilidae. The record is from RefSeq and is a predicted model, not a curated record.
UCACACUACAUGGAAAAUAUAAGUUUUUUUUUACAUUUUUUCAUAUGUUUGCUUUGCCCACAAAAAGAGAUAAUUACAGCACUUUCCACGCCAGGAUUUAUGAUAGGUGGAUACGUGGAUAGGACUAAAUGAUUGCUCCGGCAGGUAAACACUAAACAUGGACACAGAGGUAACGCCACCCAGGGAAAGGGAACGGGAGAGGGAGACACAGAAGACCCAGCCGAAUCCGAUUGAGUCACUUAGCAAAGAUGAGAUAAUCAACAAAUACAAAGGAUUGCUUAGCAUAGCGAAAAAGGCAAAACAGGCGAAGGAUGAUCUCACUGAGGAAAAUCGUCAACUUAAGGAGGCCCUGAGAAGAGCAGCAGAGAAACAAGCCAGUUUACCGGCCAUGCAAGAGAUGAUUCAGGAUUUUACGGAUAAAAAUUUAAUCUUAACCGAACAGGUUCAAGGUCUCAAACGCCAGACAAAAAAUGAUGCCGAACGUCUAAGCCAUUUGGAGAUUGAAAAUGAAAGCUUGAAAAGACAACUAAAUCGUUUGACAGAAGAGAAUGAUGGUCUGCUGGCGGAUGUUGAACGAAUGGAAUUGGCCAUGCAACAGGUCAAUGCCCUGGGCACUAAGCAACGCAGGAAUUUGGAACUGCUCGAAGAGGACAUAGCUAAAAUCAAAGAAGCGGAAAUAGAGAACAUCAAUUUAAAGCAGGAAUUGUCUGUGACCAAUCAAGAGCUAAAUGAACUUAAAGAGAAAUAUGAAAAGGUUAAGCAACUAAACUCCGAGCAAAGAAAAAAGUUCAAUUCACUAAAGGAUCGUUUUAUCGAGGUGCACCGUAAGUUAAAGAAUUUAAAGGAAUGCAAAUGUGUCCUGUUAGAGACACAGCACGAGUAUGCGGCAUCUGUUAGCAAGUGGCAGGCGGAGAUUAUCAGAGCCUCGCAAUUGCUAUGUGGAAAGAUGCAGGCUCUUCAGGAGGAGAACGAGCAACUGAAAAAUGGUUUGACAAGUGCAAAACAUAACCAAAACUAUGCCAAUGAAAAUAGAAAGGAAACUACAACGAAUAAAGGGGAAAAGGUGGACCAAUUGCGUUUGGAUCGUUGGCUAGGCGUUUUAAAUAGAGCUGAAUCCUUGGUUAAUAAAGUCAGAGAAGACCAUCAGCAACAGCAACAUUCACAUCCCAACUUAAGUGAAGUCCAGGCAAAACUAAAUCGAAUGCAGAGUAUUCUUCAAACAGUAUCUGAGGAACGAAAUCAAGAAUUGCGACAAUAUCAAAACUUGGAAAGCACAUCAAUUGAACUGCGUCAUCAUCAUGAAGAUCUAUUGGCACGUUAUCACUUAAAGGAGCAGGAACACGCCGAACUUCUGGCCGAAAUGCGAGAGCUGAAUGAGGCUCUCAAGGGUCGGGGAGAUAUGAUCUCUCGCCUGCAAGAGCAGGAAUCGCAAACAGCUAAGAGUCACAAGGAACUAGAAGCCAAUAUUGCCCAGUGUCAGCAAUCCCUUCUAGAAAAGUCACAAAAAAUUGAUCAACUCAUAUCGAGAAUCGAUGAGCUAGAACAGGCCAACAAUGCGAUAGAUAACCAGAGUGAAGUUCUCUCCACAUCUACCAUAUCCAGGGCCGAGGAAUUGAGUCGUCUACGAGAAUUGGACGACGGUUACGAGGAUAAGUACAACAAAUUGCGUGCCAUAGCCGCAAAGUUAAAAAAGAAACUUCAAGAGCAAUUGCAAGAGCUUAAGCAAAUGGAAGAUGUCAAGGAGGAGAUAGAAACCAUCAAACUAGCCCAAAGUCAGCUGCAACAGGAUUUAAAUGCCGCCAGGGCUGAGAAUCAGAAACUAAAAUCUAAAGAGAAGCCAAGCAGAAAUUCCAAUGUCUUAAAUCUGGAAAUAGAAGCUGCCGAGAAAUCAUUAGCUGAUGUCAGUGCCAAGCUAAAUGCCAAGAAUCAAGAAUUGGAUCUGGCUAAAGAGUCAUUGGCCAGCAAGGAGAACUCAUUGCAGCAACUACGCAAAGAGAUCACCCUUUUGGAAGAGGCCAAGAACGGCGAAGCUUUACAUUCGAAACAACUCAAAGAGCAAAUUGAUCAUCUCCAAGAGCAGGUCAAGGAUGCAAUACAUGCCAAGCAUUUAGCCAUUACUGAAAACAAGGAAUUGGACUGUAAACUGGAGCAGAUGAAAUUAGAAGUAGAGCAACUAAAUCUACAGCUUGCCGAAAGUCUUCAAAAGAAUGAAGAAAAGUUAAGUAAGAACCAGCAAAUGCUCAACACCAAAACAGAGCAAAUGGAGCUUCAUUUGGAGAAGCUUCAGCAACUGGAAUUGGCAUUGCGAAAAUCAGAGCAGGCACAAGAGGAUAUCCGACUGGAAUACACAGAAUAUAAGGUCAAAGCCCAAGCGGUAUUAAGGAAAAACCAAAACAAGGGCUCGGACAAAGAACAAGAGCUGUACGAAGAGUUGGCCUCGUUAAGGGAGAAAGAGAAGAGUCUACGUGCCAGCAAUGAGGGCAAAGCUGACCGACUGGCCCAAUUCGAGCUACAAGUGGAGACAUUGCAGCAGGACAAUGCCAAUCUACAAAAACGCAGCAAGGACUUCCUGAAACUAGUAGAGGAACUACGUCAGCAAAACGAUAUACUCACUAUAGAGAACCAAAGUCAAUUGAAAUUCCAACAGGAGCUAAUGCAACAACAUAGGCAACAAAUGGAAGAAUCGGAGGCAGCUCACCGUCUUGAGAAAAAGCAAAUUCUUGAAUUACACUCAAAGCAGGAGGAGCUUAUUAAGCAAGUUACAGCUCCUACACAGGAUAGACCGCCGCCAUUGAGAUCGGCAGAAGGACAGGAAUCUUUACCCUCUAGUCUAGAGCAAAGUAAAAUCGAUUAUCUUCUUAACGAUCACAUGGAAAAUUCCAAUGCCACUGUCACUGAGAGCUCUUUGGCCCAACUGGCUGCUCAGCGUAAAAUAUCCACUGCCUCGUCUCGACGAUCCCAUGAUUUUAUGCCACUAGACGAGCUUCUCAAUACGUCCAUUAAUCAAAUCACUAGCGAUACUGUGACCACCAUAUCAAAUUUUGGUCGCAGCGUCAGCAUGCAGAAUGAUGAUGAGGAUAGCGCCGCAGCGGAUUAUGCAGCCGCACAAUUAUUGGCCACCAAGGAGCGCCUUUCCAUACAAGAGAGCCGCGUUAGACAUUUAACUUCGCUACUGGCAGAAAAUGAACAGGAUUUGGCCAAACUAACACAAAUGAAUGACAUGCUGAAGGAGGAACUGCGUCGCCAAGAGCGUUCGGAAGAACGUGAACAACAUAUGCACAAUUCGGAAUACUUGAAGAACGUCUUUCUCAAGUUCCUCACACUUAACAAUACGGAUGAAAGGCAACGCUUGAUCCCGGUACUUAAUACAAUUUUACGUCUGAGUCGCAACGAAAUUGAAAUGCUUAACUGUGUUGCCAAGGGCCAAAGGGUUUCAACUGAUGGUAACAAUCGUAGCUGGACGGGAUUCCUAACAGCCUGGAGCGGCGGCGGUGGUGGCAAUAACAACAACAACAGUAAUUAGCUCUACUUAUAAUUGUGUAUGCGUAUUAUGUUAACGAUUCAAAAAAAACAUUUACGGGUCUAUUUCAUUA